AUGGACCUGAGCGCGGCCGCCGCGCUGUGCCUGUGGCUGCUGAGCGCCUGCCGCCCCCGCGACGGGCUCGAGGCGGCCGCGGUGCUGCGGGCGGCGGGGGCCGGGCCCGCGCGGGGGCCGGGGGGCGGCGGCGGGCGGACCCUCGGCCCGGCCGCGGCGCCCGGGGCCCGCGCGGCGCGGCGCGGCGCGGGCGCGGGCUUCAGGAACGGCUCGGUGGUGCCGCACCAGUUCAUGGUGUCGCUGUACCGCGGCCUGGCCGGGGCCGCCGACGCCUCCCCCGCGGGCUCCGGCCGCCGCGGCCGCGCGGACACCAUCACCGGCUUCGCGGACCAGGCGACCCCAGACGAGUCGGCAGCGGCGGCGGAGACCGGCCUGAGCUUCCAGUUCGACUUGUCCAGCCUUCCCGACGCCGACGAGGUGGUGGGCGCCGAGCUGCGCGUGCUGCGCCGCGCGUCCCUGGCCCCCGGCCCCGGCCCCGGCGGCGCGGCUCCCCCGCCGCUGCUGCUGCUGUCCACGUGCCCCGGCGCGGCCCGCGCGCCCCGCCUGCAGCUCUCGCGGGCCGCGGAGCCCCUGGACGGCGCCCGCUGGGAGGUGUUCGACGUGGCGGACGCCGUGCGGCGCCACCGCCUGGAGCCGCGCGCGCCCGGGGCCUUCUGCCUCCGCCUGCGCGCGGUGGCGGACCCCGCGCGGAGCCCGCUGGCGCUGAGGCCGCUGGGCUUCGGCUCGGGGGCCGGGGGCGGCGAGGCGGCGGAGGAGCGCGCGCUGCUGGUCGUGUCCUCGCGCACGCAGAGGAAGGAGAGCCUCUUCAGGGAGAUCCGCGCCCAGGCCCGCGCGCUGCGGGCCGCCCUGGCCGCCGAGCCGCCGCCGGACCCGGGACCCGUCAUCGGGUCGCCGGCCGCGGGCCUCGGCGGCCGCCGGCGGCGGCGGACGGCUCUGGCCGGGGCGCGGGCUGCGCCGGGCAGCGGCGGGGGCGCGGGCCGGGGCCACGCGCGCAGGGGCCGCAGUCGCUGCAGCCGCAAGCCGCUGCACGUGGACUUCAAGGAGCUGGGCUGGGACGACUGGAUCAUCGCGCCGCUGGACUACGAGGCGUACCACUGCGAGGGCGUCUGCGACUUCCCGCUGCGCUCGCACCUCGAGCCCACCAACCACGCCAUCAUCCAGACGCUGCUCAACUCCAUGGCGCCCGACGCGGCGCCCGCCUCCUGCUGCGUGCCCGCGCGCCUCAGCCCCAUCAGCAUCCUCUACAUCGACGCCGCCAACAACGUGGUCUACAAGCAGUACGAGGACAUGGUGGUGGAGGCCUGUGGCUGCAGGUAG
Molecule: messenger RNA, 1317 nt
Organism: Talpa occidentalis (Iberian mole)
Lineage: Eukaryota; Metazoa; Chordata; Mammalia; Eulipotyphla; Talpidae
Gene: GDF7
Product: growth differentiation factor 7
Exons: 2
Coding region: 1-1317 (438 amino acids)
Biological process (GO): SMAD protein signal transduction; BMP signaling pathway
Cellular component (GO): extracellular region
Molecular function (GO): growth factor activity; cytokine activity
Source: RefSeq, a predicted model, not a curated record